UAGUUCGCAAGUAGCCGAAGACUCUGUAGCGGACUGUGAAACUGGGGUUUCCUGCUGGUGUUGGUGAAGCAAACUACAAUUGUGUGCGAUUAUGAUACAGGCUAGGGUGGAAGGAGCGCGCAAGGCAUCAAAGGUCCAAGGUAGCCCAAAUGAGACAACGAGAAAUUGAAAUUUCAGUCCGUUUCAACAAUUCCUGUCGGUUCGCACGAAAUCCGCGCUCGGCUCGGCUCCGCGAAGUGCUGUUGUGAAAAUUUUGUGAUUAAAAUGAAUAUGCAGAUCCACUAGGCGACUCCCAUCACACCCCGGAAUAGGAUUACUGUGAAUCUAGAUCUAGAUCUAGUCGAUAAUAAAAGUGUUGUGAAGGGAUUCACUGAUCUAAUGGAGUAUUGAUCCAACAUCCUUGGAGCGAGAAUGAAAAAAAGUGCAAUUCUAGUGAAACUGUGAAGAAGCAAUGGGAAAGCGGUUCACCUCAAACCAUCGGCAGUGUUCCUAGAAAGGAUUGAUCGCCCUCGUCGACUGCGACACAGUUGAAGGAAUAGAGGAAGAGUGCUAGUGAGACUUAUCCAGUCCGAAGGAUAUUCGAUUACUUUGUGCCAUACCGAGCUAUACCGUACUCUGCGGAUUCCGGGUACUGAUUGAUUUGUUUUCUUCUGAAUUAAUCCGGUUGUGUUUUUGUGUGUCUUUAUGUGUUACCUAAUUUGCCAUAUGAGUUUAUUGUUUACCGUCUUUGAAAAUGGAAAGACAGAGAGGUGCUAGGUUUUACACGAAAAGAACGGAGCAUUACAAUAAUCUACAGAAGCAAGAAGAAGAGAAGCUUAACAUCAACAACAAUAACAACAUUCGUCAGUCUGUUCAUCAACCGCUGCAGCAAACCUCUCCUCAUCAACAGCAGCAGCAUCUUCAGCAGGCUCAGCAUCCUUUGAAGGAUAACUCCAACAUCCGCCAGAAGCAAUCCAACGUUGUUAAGCUCGACCUUUUGCGUAACCAGCAACCGGAAGCCCAGCAAGGCGGUUCAAGACCCAUCAAAACCGGAGCCCAGUCCCCGGCAGCUGCAUCUACAGCUCCUACUCAGCUGUCGCCUCACACUACAACCGGAGGAAGUCCUUCCACGGUUUCCCAUCUACGUUCGAUUAGACCGUUUCCAGCCUCGGCCAACGCGUCCACCGCAUCAACAGCCACUACCAACACCACUGCCACUGGUCCUUCCGGCGCUGUCGCUGGUGAUAGAUCACUCAAGUGCCUGGAAACCCUCGCCCAGAAGGCCGGCAUUACUUUCGACGAGAAGUACGACCUUCCGGCCCCGACCCUGGAGAAGUCACAGAGUCCGGCGCAGGUGGCACAGCAAACGUCGGUGCCCCUGCAGCUGUCCCAGGAGCAGCUUCAACAAUUCCAACAGUUCCAGCAGUUUCAGCAGGCCUUCAACGGUGCUACCAUCCAGGUCAAGCAGGAAUACAAUCCUCCCCAACCCCAGCAGACGAAUGCUACCGGUGGCCUGGAGCAGCAGCAACAACAGCAACAGGCAAUGGCUGCUGGUCAACAACUGUCCGCCUCCGAUUGGCAGCACGGGCGCGUCCAAGUGCUCCAACAACCCAUCCAAAACCAGUACCUCCAACAGCUGUACGGUUCCCAGCAGCUCCUCCUACAUCCGGGCAUUGGCGGACAGCAACAGAUCCAGCUGAUCGCGGCUCCCAAACCUUUCCAGGGCACCUCGCAGAUGCUGACGACCGCAUCUGGGAAACAGGUCAUAGGUACCGGAGCGGGUAACUUCAGUGGGGCCUACGCACUGCCGACCAUUCCUUCGAGCCAGUCGCAGACGCUGCUGUUUAGUCCGGACGUUCAAAAACAGCUCACGGUAGCCGCAGCGGCUGCAGCUGCCGGUGCAGGAGGACAAAAGGUUCAGUUGCAAAAAAUCGGCACCAGUAUCUCGGCCGCAGGUCAGCAGCAGAGUGUAACCACCCUAACCCAACAGCAAGCCGCAGCUGCCGGUCAACAAUGCGUCCAAGUUUCGCAGACGGCCAUGCCAGCGACCCAACUGCUGAGUCCUCUUCAGCAGCAGGGAGCCCAGCAGAUGCAGUUCACCGCUCCAUGGAUUCAGGGAAUGGGUCAGUUCUGGACAGCCAACAACUUGCAGCCGCAAAUCUUGGGAAACCCGAUCAUUUUCCGAGGAACGGCACCCGAUGGAAGCAGCAACAUGUUCAUCCAGCAGAGCCCACAGCAAGCCAUUCAGCAAGCUCCCACCCAAACUCAUAAUCAAACUCUAACACUGCCGUGCACCAUUGCACAACAACCACAACAAGCUCAGCAGCAACAACAGCAGCAGCAACAAGCAGCCAAUCAACAGCAGCAACAGCAAAACCAACAGCAACAGCAAGCACAAGCCACUCAACAGCAGCAGCAACAACAACAGCAAGCUGCUGCCCAGCAGCAAGCCACCGUGGUCAACCAAUCGCCGAAUGCCGCUCAAACGGCGAUUCAGCAACAGCAGCAGAAGAACGCCGGCCAUCUGGCACCGAAGCAAGCCCAGCGACCGCAACUUCUACCACAAGGAGCUUCCCCGAUACGGCCAUCGGCGUCCACGCAAACCGUGCAAGCACAGCAGAACCUCCUAGCCAAGGGCGGCAAGAUGCGCACCAAGCAGCAACCGGUGCGCCCGUCCGGUCCGGUCCAGAUCAAAACGGCCGAAAUCACCACGGCUCAGGCGAAGAUCGGCCAACCGCAGCAGAUGCAGCAAGUGGUUACCACCGGCGGAAAAAUGGUGCUCAUGAAUACGACUGGACAAAUCAACCAAUCGCCCGUACUCAACAUCCAGUCCAUGAUGCCGGCCGACAAGCAGCAACAGUUGCAACUGCAACAGCAGAUCAAAACGGCUCAGCAGCAGCAACAACAACAGCAACAGUUGCUGCAACAGCAGGCAAUCCAACAAUUCCAACAGCAACAAGCUCUACAACAGCAGCAACAACAACAACAGCAACAAUCUCAACAGCAACAUCAGCAAACGCAGCAACAACAAAUCCAGCAAUUGCAGCAGCAGUUCCUCCAACAGUCCAACCAGCAAUCGCAAGCCAACCAACUUGUUUCUGGCACCACUCAACCUCAACCAGGCCAGCUGGUACAAACGGCCUCCGGAACCCAACCUGGCAACAUCCUGCAGCAGUUCGUCUUUCAACAACAGGGACAACCCAAUCAAUCCGGCAUUUCCAUGAUCAACGUAACUUCCACCGACUCGAUGCUUCAUCACCAGCAACAGCAACAACAACAGCAGCAUCAACAACAACAGCAACAACAUGCCCAAGCUAUAUCUCAAAAGGGCACCACCCAGAUGAUCAUCACCAACCAGCUCCCGCAAGCAGCGGACCGCACAAGCGCAGCCCAAUCCCAGACCCUCCAGAUCGAGCGCACCAUCCUCCCCGUCGUCUCCAUAGCCGGUAUGACAACCGCUCCCAUAGUGGUUUCCAGUAACGGUACAACCAUAUCUCCCAUCCACCAUCCAGGUCAAACCGGCCAACCCGGUCCCAACGCUCACAACCAACUCCCAACCGGCACUCAGCAACCCUCCCAGAUCCUCGUCUCCACCAUCCCGACAUCCGUCCAGCAACACAACGCCCAGAACCCGAUCGUAGCCAUGACAUCCCUGUCGGCCACUCCGCUCGGCAUGAUGGCCGCCAGCUCUGUCACGGCUACCCCCGUUUCGUCCACUUCGGUAACAACGACGGCGGCCGGAAUCAACCAACCGCCGGUGGUUUCCGCCUCCAUUACAACCACAACAUCGAAGGAAAGUGCCGAGAAGGCGGCCAGCGUCGCCAUGCUGCAGCUCCAGACACUGUCCACCCCGCAGAAGCAGAUCCAAAACCUGCAGAUGCUGGAGAGUAUGAACGCUGCCAAUGCAGCGGCCGCUGCGGCGGCUGCUGCCGCAGCUGCUUCCGGGGGCCCAAUGGCCGUCGGAUCUCCGAGUUCGAUGGCUAGUGUCGCCGCCGGUGCCGGAGCGACAACGUUGACAGUGACCAUGCAGAAAGCGCCGAUGACACCGACCCAAUCGACAACCGGUGUCGCCAAUCUGUCCGGUAUGGGGACUCCUGGGUCCGGGGAGCAGAUGAACAGAUCGUUGGGGCAUCAUACGCCAACGAAAGCCGUGGGAAGUUCGGUUAGUGCGGACACCACUGCCAAGGAUAAGAGCGCGAUGGAAUCCGGUGCGAAAGAUUCGGUUCAAAACACAGCUGCCGCUGCGGAUAGCGCAUCCGAUGCGCAAUUAAACGGUCCGACGCCGAUGGACACCUCGUCGCCUGCACCACUAACGGCGACGACGACGACAACUACAUCGACCGCGGCGACUCCGACACAGACCGCCCCAGCAUCCCACCCAUCGUCUGUAUCCAACACGCCAGCGACGGCAGCAGCAGCCGCAGCAGCAGCAACAACAACAGCAUCAGCAUCAGCCGGGCAACCAGCUGUCGCCUCGUCAGACGAGCCGGCAGGUGCAGUUAGUACGACCACCACCGCGCCGCAAACGACGACCACUACCAGCGCUUCUUCGUUCACCACAACGACGACCAGUUCGCACGCGGCGUCCACUACCACAACCGCUGCCGCCGCCGCCGCAACCGCAGCAGCAACCACCGUAGCCCCAGUGACGACGGCUACCUUUGGCGCGCCGACUCCAGUCGCCGUCAGUGCUAAUGGAUUACACUCGGCAUCGGCAGCACCUGCAACCCCAACCGCCAAUACCACCGCAACGGUGGCCGGUAAUCCGACGACAAACCCCCAGCAGCCGCCCACGACGACCACAGCCACCACCGGUGGCAACCCUGGAACCGGGUUGCCACCACCCCAGAGUAAAACUGGAACCACGGAUAAGGGUGGCCUGCCGAAGGCGAUGAUCAAACCGAACGUACUGACGCACGUCAUUGAGGGAUUCGUGAUACUGGAGGCGAACGAACCGUUCCCGAACCACUGGCAACGCGGCCCCGAGUGGGACUCCAGCGACGAACCACCGAAAAAACGUGCCAUCACCGAUUCCAGCUCGCCCAUCUCGCCGAGCAACGGCCAACCCCAGUCUCAGAUCCCAUCCUCGCAACCGACGGCGCACCCCAUCCCGGCCGGUGUCGAAAUGGGCAACUGCGAAAUUUGCGGCAAACCGGAACACCGCAGCAAGAUGAAGCGCAAGCGGUUCUGCAGCGUCGAUUGCGCCCGGGCAGCCAAACAAAACUCCACCGACCAGGUCACGUCGCCGUCGCACAAUGGAGCUGGGCACGAAGCGACGCAUCAUCCCACCAGCACCGGCAGCAAUGGGCUUGACCAUCCGUCGGUCACGACCACCGUCAAUCCGGUGGCACCGUCCAACAUCAAGCUGGAACGGAUGGACUCGAUGGAUCAGCCCUCGUCGCAUCACGGUGCUUCCCAGUUUGCCGCUGCCACGCCGAUGGACACGGGAGCAGCCACUAUUCCGGUGGUUCCCGCCGCCGUCGUCCCAAGCGCCGAAGAUAGUCCGGUCAUUGUCAAGUGGUCCGUGCAGGAGGUGUGCGACUUCAUCAAGAACCUUCCCGGGUGCAGCGACUACGCCGAGGAUUUCGCAAUCCACGAAAUCGACGGACAGGCGCUUCUACUGCUGAAGGAGAACCAUCUGGUCAAUACCAUGGGCAUGAAGCUGGGGCCGGCGCUGAAGAUCGUGGCCAAAAUUCACUCUAUGAUUGCGAGCGUUACGGCAGAAGGUCAACAGCAACAAUAAUCCUGGGGAAGUUAAACUUAAGAAAUAAGAUUAAGAACCCACCCUCAUUGAGGGGCGCUUCUUCAAUUUUCAAGCUAUUCUAACACCAUGGCCUGAGGCGACUAAAUCCUUCAGCCAGGAGGUUAGCAAUUCGUUGUUCUACAACGGAUUUUUCUUUAUUUAGUUUUAUUCAUCCUCAACUGUAUAUGUGUCUUUGUAAAUAGUCAUUCGUUGUUUAAAAUUUAGACUACUGAUCUGUUUAAUUCCCAAUACGACAAGAGGAGGUAUUACUACAACUGAAACCAUUUAUUAGACGUCCUAUCAGAACCGCACUACGCCGGUUACUAAAUUAAUUUAUUUUACAAUAAUUUAGAAAAAUCUCAUUUCUAGCUUGUAAGUUUAUGUUCGUAUACAAUAUGAAAGCUUUUUAUACGAUUAUCUAGAGUAAAACAAAAUGUACAUACCAAGAUUCCUCUACUUUCCUAUAUUAGUUUGACAAGUAGUAUCGCACUUAGAGUAAAAAUCAAAACACUGUUUCCUUACACUAAAUGCAAACGAAAGAUUAAACAAAAAAGAAAUCUAAAUUCAAUGAAAUAACUUAACUGCAAGACUUUUGCCAAAUUUUUGAUAAUAAAUAAUGGUAUGAACGAAACAUGCUUAGACGAGGCAAUCCCAAUGUAAAAAUAAAAAACUUAACAAGGAAUUUAAUUACUAGAAUUAUGAAUUACUGAUUCUACUGUAAUUAGCAACAAAACGAGAAAAUAAAAAUUUUAAAAUUA
Molecule: messenger RNA, 6480 nt
Organism: Aedes albopictus (Asian tiger mosquito)
Lineage: Eukaryota; Metazoa; Arthropoda; Insecta; Diptera; Culicidae
Product: polyhomeotic-proximal chromatin protein-like
Exons: 9
Coding region: 734-5722 (1662 amino acids)
Biological process (GO): negative regulation of DNA-templated transcription
Cellular component (GO): nucleus; PRC1 complex
Molecular function (GO): chromatin binding; histone binding; zinc ion binding
Source: RefSeq, a predicted model, not a curated record